Durotheca rogersii is the source of this 1237-nucleotide messenger RNA. RefSeq names its product acyl-CoA N-acyltransferase. Gene Ontology annotation, molecular function: acyltransferase activity, transferring groups other than amino-acyl groups. The record is from RefSeq and is a predicted model, not a curated record. The transcript is spliced from 2 exons. Lineage: Eukaryota; Fungi; Ascomycota; Sordariomycetes; Xylariales; Xylariaceae. The coding region runs from base 244 to 903 and encodes 219 amino acids.
GGAACCAAAAUAAAUCAAAUCAAUCCUUACUAGAAGUAAGAGUUCAAAUUCUCAACAGCACCAACUCCAUAGUAAAUCGUAUUGGAACUGUUCCCCCACACGUAUCGAGUCUCUGAGAUGAGACCCAUGUACGACAGUGUCCUCAUACGCAGCCAUUGACGCUGCCACUUGACUGCUGAUGCCUUUUUUCUUUCCUCCCUCAGUUUCUAUCACCCCUCAAUCGCUAUCACUAUCUCCAUCCAAAUGGAGGCUACUAUCGCUACCGUCCAGAUACCUGAUGCGGAACGUAUUGUGCGACGAAUCGAUCUUCCAGCAAUGCAACAUGGCCCAUUGUAUCGCUUGAUGUUUCCUCCCUGGGCAGACAUGACAGAAGCUCAACAGACUGAGAUUGUACAAUGGUAUGCCGAAGGGUUGAGGGAUGCCUUGAGACGGCAGACAGACAAGUUCCUUCAAAUAUGUGCUACUGAUGGCACCCCGCUAGGUUUCUGUGGGUGGGCGAUGGAAAAUCGGCGACAUACCGUGACGAAAUCAGGUAAUCCUGUUCAACAUGCCCAGGGGCGGCGUCUCGUCCCGGAAACUUUGGAACUCUCUGCAUGGUUAAGUAUCUCGAGGGAUUUGAGAAAAGAGCGGGAACGAGUCUUGAUAGGAUUGGGCGAAGUUUGCCGUUUGACAUUCAUGUCGGUGCAUCCCGACCAUCAGCGUCAGGGCCUUGGCUCUAAGAUGUUGGAGCGAGUCUGUGAGGAAAUAGACAGACUGGGGUGGCCUGCUUUCGUCAUGGCUUCCCCAGCUGGGGUUCGAUUAUAUGCAAAGUUCGGGUUCGAUAUUGUCGGCAGAGUGGAAACAAGCGAGGGUGAAUUUACAAGUAUGCUCCGCCAAUCUCGGCCUCGAUGUAAGCGGCUCUGAUAGACGUCGUAGUCCCCACGAGCCUUUUGCUUCGUUCUGACCUUAGCAACAAAGGACCGAGCGAUGUCCCCAGUCUCCGAGAAGAGUUCCAACACUAGGUACGUUGGAAAGGCCUCUACCACGCCAGAUGUUGGAUUCUGGAAAUUUCACGAUGUUGUUUGGACGAAUUUGGGGGCGCAGAAAUGUUGGUGGUUCUAUUUCUCAUAUCGUUCAUUUCUGUGUACAAGGAUUUGAGUCGACAUUUGAGGGCGAUAUGCUCUUUCAAUAAGAGCUUUACCGUCCCUUAUCACGUGUUGGUAUAGAUUCAAUUAGGAUAUAAGACUCAAUUUCCCAA